AUGGAAGAAGGGCUGUCAUGGCCUAUGACAUCCAUGACCUUUGAGCUGCAGCAGGGCUUGGUGUCCUCUCCUCAGAGAGGAGACCAAGAUAUCAAGACAGCCCGGAGGAGGAGAAGGGCCACGAGGAAGGAGCGCAUCGCCGCGCGCCGCCGCCGCAUCGCCGCGCGCCUCGACGCCAGGCGCCGGGAAGCCCUUGGAGAAGAUGCAGAGACAAAGACGACCGAGGAGGAGGAGAAGGAGCAGAGAGGAAGCCACAAGCAGAUCGAGGAGAGCAGGCAGAGGCUGGCCAAGCUGCUCUUCGAGGGCACGCAGCUGGUGACCAACAUCCAGGUGGCUGCGGACUGCAGGGAAGCGCAGAGGAGGACGGAGGAGGCCGAGCUGAGGCUGCAGAGGGUGGAGAGGCUGGAGAAUGAAGCCAAGACCGACGCCUGCAAAUUUGAGGAGAUCGCCUCCAAGUGGACCUUGGCCAAGGAGAAGACAAUCCCGCAGGAGCUGUGGGAGCUGCUGAACCAGCAGCAGCGGCAGUGCACGCUGCUCCUGGAGGAGAAGAACAAGCUCAUCGGGGAACUGCGGCAGGAGCUGCAAAGCAAAGAUGAGCAAUACGUGUAUGCCCUGAAGAAGCAGUCGGAUGAUAUCCACCUCCUUUCGGAGCGAAUGGAGGAGCAGAUCAGGAACAUGCUGAAGAACUAUCGUCAUGAGCUUCUGCAGAUUGAGAAAGCGUUUGAGCUGGAGCGCCAAGAGCUGCUGGACGACAAUAAGAAGAAAUGGGAGGAAGCCCUCCAGGCCCACAACGCACAGGAGCUGGAAGACCUGGCUGCCCGUAUGAAGAAGGUGGAGGAGUUUGAGAAGCAGUUGAAUCAGCUGCACGUGCAGGGCGUGGAGGAGUAUAACACCAUGAAAAGCCAGCUGGAAUCUAACGUGCAGACCUUGGAGGAGCAGCUCCAGAAGGUAAAAGCCACCUAUCAGCUGAACCAGGAGAAGCUGGAGUACAACCUUCAGGUGCUCAAAAAGCAAGAUGAGGAGAACACCAUCAUCAAAUCCCAGCAGAAGAGGAAGCUCAACAGGCUCCACGACGUGCUCAAUAACCUGAGAAGAAAACUGGCCAAACAAGAGAAGCAGCUCAGGGAGGAGAACCAGAACCUGGCAGCCGACUACGAGCGCAUCGUGGUGCAGUGCAAGGAGCUGCAGAAAAUGAUGAGGCAUUUUGCUGCCAGCGACGCGGAGAAGUUCACGGAGGUCUGGCUCAUGAAUGAGGAGGAGGCCAAAGGGCUGAUACGCAGAGCCUUCGAGGCGGACCGCAUCAUCCACACGCAGCAGCUGGGGCUGCCCUGGGAAGAGCCUCGCUACUGGUUCCUGAACAACACCGGCCCCCUCAAGGACUACGAGACCAAGAGCUCUGCCUCCAAGCUGGCCGCGGAGCUGCUGGCAGRGAGCAGCUGUGGGGGACAGGAGGAGGAAGGAAGAGAAAAGGAGAAGGAAGAAAUGGCCAGUGGAGAAGGAGGAAGUGAGAACSCCGAAAAGGCUGAGGAUCAAGUGGCACCUCUGCAAAAUAUCUCCAGGAAGACGGCCAAGAGGAUCCUGGAGCUCGUGAGCGAUGAGUCGGGCUUCCUCAUUGAGAGCAAACUGCUGAGGCUCCUGCAGCCGCUGGGCAAGCACGAGCGCACCCUCGUGAAGCUCGACUCCAUCUUUGCUGCCCUCGAGAUUGACAGCGAGGACGACCUGUACGAGCUGGUGGAUUUCUUCCUGAAGUACAGAGCCCAGGACGUGACCGUCACGCAGGCUGCCCAGGAGAGCCCRGCCAGGCAGGAUGCCGCGGAUCCGGCCGCAGACACAGCAGAGGAUGGCUCGGGUUCCCAGAGGUGCGAGCUGACGUCCCCGCGGGGCUCGCUGCACUCCCUUCCACCCACGUACGUCCGUGCCGACGACAUCCUGAGGAUCCUCAAGGCUUUCGUGCGGGAUUUUGACAAGCUGAGGUGAGACCGGGAGCAGGGCGCGAUGCCAGGGACGGAGCCGGGCUGGGAGGACCAUUCGGCGAAGGAWUCGCUGCGGGGCCGGGACAGCUCCAAGGACGCCGAGUACUGGGACGCGCUGGCACACGCCAUCCCCGAGUCCAAGCUGAAGCUUUGGGACGCGCUCCUGCUGGCGCUGGAGCGAUACCACGGGGUGCUGGCGCAGAGGGCCGCCCUGAUCAGCGAGGUGGCUGCGCUGCAGCAGCAGAACUCGGAGCUCUGCCUGCUCCUGGAGCAGUACCUCGCUUCCAAGGUGAACAGCCAGCUGCUCUCCCCUCCCAUACAGUGGAUGGACCUGAAUCCGCCCGGCCUCAGGGAAGCGGAAUGAUCCAGCCUCCAGGAAUGAUCCGAGGCUGCGUCUGGAGCCGGUGCCUCCCGGUGUCUCUGCCCCUUGCAGACCUCCGGAUGCCUCCAGAUCCACGGAGCUCAGCAGUUGCUGCGGCUGGUUGAUGUCCCCAGUUUUGGGACCGGUCCCUUCAGUGGGGGCUGUGGCAGCUCCAUCCGUGUGGCUGCUCCCAGCCUUAUCCCUGACCCUGAUCCAGCCCUUCCCUCUUAAACAGGACACUCAAGACUUAAUUAGAAGGAUUUGGCUGUUUACUGAUUAAGCAGAACCUCUAAGCUACCGACAACACCUUAAUGGGCUGACCAACACAGCCC
Molecule: messenger RNA, 2666 nt
Organism: Nothoprocta perdicaria
Lineage: Eukaryota; Metazoa; Chordata; Aves; Tinamiformes; Tinamidae
Gene: DRC1
Product: dynein regulatory complex subunit 1
Exons: 18
Biological process (GO): regulation of cilium movement; axonemal dynein complex assembly; cilium-dependent cell motility
Cellular component (GO): axoneme; axonemal dynein complex
Source: RefSeq, a predicted model, not a curated record